Leptomonas pyrrhocoris is the source of this 2745-nucleotide messenger RNA. RefSeq lists its product as hypothetical. The coding region runs from base 1573 to 2745 and encodes 390 amino acids. The record is from RefSeq and is a predicted model, not a curated record. Lineage: Eukaryota; Euglenozoa; Kinetoplastea; Trypanosomatida; Trypanosomatidae. The transcript has a single exon.
AGCAACUAUGCUUAUACCUUCAUUCAUUUUUAUGUAUUUCAUAAUUUGAUUUGCACUGACAUCUCUGGACCGGUGGCCGCUACCAGUGUGCGCAGCGCUUGGUUUUCUCAACAGCAUUACACUAUUGUUGUUUGUUCUCCUUUUUAAUAAACAUCGUUUCCUUCGCUUCCUUCGCUUUCUUUCGUUCCAGAUCUUUGUAUAGUUCCUCCUCGGCUUUCAUCAGUAGACGGUUUCUCUCACCUGCCAUCCUACACGCGGGUUUUUUCCUUAGGCUUUGCCUCGUCCUUUUAUGUUUUUGUAAAGCUUCUGCGUUGUCUUCUCGGCUGACGUCAGAGCGGUAGAGCGUGUUAUUGCUGACCCUCCGAUUUAGUGCUGUUGGCCUCAACUACUUGUCCGCAGUGUACGUAGCACGCGCUGGAACUCACGCUUGUGGGGGUAUUCCGUCGUAUCCUUUCCUCAUCGAGCGCAAUUAUUCUCCCCGGCUCACUGCGCGUCCGGUUAGGUUGAUAUACGUGUGUGCUGACUCGAACCCUGUUCUGCAUCCUCCUUCUCUUCCCCUCUUCGAAUCAAAAGAAAAAAAACUCGUGUAGCUUGUUCAGCGGCCUUUUUUGUUUUCCCGUUUUCCUUUUCUCUCAAACUGACGAGCUGUGUCUUCUUCUUUCUCCGCCGUGAGACUGCACUGUUGUGCGUGUGUGUGUGUGUGUGUGUGAGCGUGGCACCACCAUUUUCACCGGUGGAGAGUCUCAGAGCGGCAGAACAGUAGAAGGCAGACAAUUAACCUUUCGUGUUUUAGUUUUUCACGCAUCGCGAACGUGCUUUCAAGUAUUGGAGAUCACUCAAACGUCUCGCGGCGGUGACUAAGAUUGCGUUUUACUUAUUUAUUUGUGAAGACGUGUUUAUAGUGCAGUCGCGUGUUGCGGAAGCGCACCACUGCGCGGUGGUAGGGAACUGCGGCAUCCUUCGCUCCUCUCUCGCUGGGAGGGAUCGGCUUGUGUCGCGAUACGUUCUUUCUUUCUAAGUUGCGGUUGUUGUGUCUUCGCGGUGUCGAUUCUUUCGUCUUUCCUUUGCUUGCGGAGGCGCGAUUAUUCGAUUCUCUAUUUUUUGUCUUCGCCACUGCCUUCGUUUUCUUUUUUUCUUCUUCUAUGUAUCUGCGGGAGCCGAUUUGCGGACUUCUCUCGCGCGUCUUUGUGAUUGUGCGGUCGUACAUUGCGCUUCUUCUUCACUGUGGUCCGCGGCGUCGCACUGUCUCCGAUCGUUGCGUUGAUCGUAGCCCGGAGGUGGACCAUUCGAGGAAGGCAGAGGCUGCAGCAGCACCAAAGCACAAAAUUGGACUUCAAUUUUGUGCGACGUUCAUUUCCGCUUCGUUUGUCUGUUUCCAUCUUUUUUUUUCAUAAGUCGAAGCACUGCUUUAACGACGAAUAGAAAUACCUUUCAACGCAGAAGGCAUUCCGUCAUCGGUGCCUGUCUUCCCUCUUCCGCUGUGAAUUCGACCCACCGUAAUUUCGCCCUUGCUUUAUUUCUAUAUUGACGUAUCCCCUGUUUUACUAUUAUUUUCCUCUCCGCCGACGCGCGAUGGCGUCGACUUCGUUUAACAGUUUUUCCCGUGAGUGGGGCGGUCUUCUGGUACAGGACUCUGCAGCCUCGCUCGACCGCCUCUUCGAUGCGUAUCAGCUGGCUAGUGCGCUCGAUGCGCGCCCGGCGACUAUUGAGGACUACACGGACCUGUGGGCCGCCGCGAAGCGGGCGAACAUGGAAUGGGGAGCGGCGUGCAUGGUGCGCAGCGUGCGCCGCUCCGUCUCUUUGGAGGGGGCCGUCACGUCUUUUCACUUGAUGACGGCAAUGACGUGUUGGGCGGCUGCGUUGCACCAACGCACGGCGGACUUCUUUAAGGAGUGCAAAGCGCAGGUGCGAGAUGUUGUGGCGCGUGUCGUGGCCCGCUGCACCGCGUGGAUGGGAGAGGAGGGCGCCACCGUCGUGUACGAAGAGAUCGUUUUCUGCGUUGCCUUGGAGCUCUUCGGCUGGCACGAUAGCUUGCUGACGUGUCUGCGCGCUGCCACGGCAGCACAGAGGGGACCUACAGACGAGCAAGACGUGCUGCUCUUCACCGCCACCGUUGCGCAGCACCUCACCCCCAAGCGUGCGCCCCGCGGCUUCAGCACGGAGAGCACGCCGAGCCUCACCACCGGCCGCAUCUCCGUCGUUAGCAGCGCCUCGGAGCACGACGGGAUGCACAGCCACCGCGGCGCCACCACCACCAACAGCAAAGAGGAGGUGGCGGUAGUGAUGGGCUGCCCGACUUCACCGUCGCAGCGCUGCGCAAUCAGCGAAGAGGCGUCGUCGGUGCGCGUCAAGUUCCAACGCACGCGCGCUGUGGGCGCCGCGCGAGGAGACAGGGGGGACGGCGGCGGGGCGGCCGCGGUGCCGGGCGGCGUGCCCUCCCCCAUGCACCCACCGACGCAUUCGCCGCCCCUCAGCCCCCUGCACAGCCGCGCCCACAACGUCCCAUCGGACCCGCCGCGCAGCCGCGGCACCCCGCAGUCUUCACCCCAAAACCCGACGACGCCAACACACGAGGCGACAACCCCCACGGCCGCCCCGCCGCGUAGACGCGACUCUGCGACCACGACCACACCACUGCAGGAGAAGUCACGCUCGGACGAAAUACGAGAACGGCGGUGGCCCAUCGACCCCAAGCGGGCAAAGGCAACGCCGAAGAAAGACAAUCAGGGGUGCACCGCGUUUUAA